AAUGUGCAUCAGUAUCAAGUAUUCCCCGGGGUGAGUGGUACUGUCAAAUUUGUCAACACACAUUCCUCAGAGAAAGGCCUGUGUUAUACAAUGCAGAUGCUGUGGCAGCUGGAAGGGUAGAAGGUGUUGAUCCUAUUGAGGAGAUAGCCAAGAGAUGCAUUCGCAUAGUAAAAGACAUAGGAGCUGAGAUUGGUGGAUGUGAGUUGCCAGAAGGGGAUUGGCUUUGUUGCAAUGAUUGCACCAGAAUACAUACUACUUUGGAGAAUCUACUGGUUACCGUGGCUGAGAGACUCCCUGAAUCUCUUUUGGAUGUUAUAAAGAAGAAGCAUGUGGAAAGAUGUUUAGAACCCCUUAAUGAGAUUGAUGUAAGAUGGAAACUUCUUAAUGGAAAAAUUGCAUCUCCUGAAACAAGGCCUUUGCUUUUGGAGGCAGUGUCCAUGUUUAAUGAAUGCUUUGAUCCUAUAGUUGAUCCAGCUGCUGGACGUGACCUCAUUCCUGCCAUGGUUUAUGGAAGGAAUUUGCAGACUCAGGAUUUUGGAGGAAUGUAUUGUGCAUUAUUGGUUGUCAAUUCAUCUGUGGUAUCCGCGGGCAUGCUUCGAAUUUUUGGUAAAGAUAUUGCCGAACUCCCUUUAGUUGCAACAAGAUAUAAGAACCGUGGAAAGGGCUACUUCCAAACACUUUUCUCGUGCAUUGAGAGGCUGCUGGCUUUCAUGAAAGUGAAAAAUCUUGUGCUACCGGCUGCUGAAGAAGCAGAAUCUAUAUGGACAGAAAAAUUCGGGUUUAGCAAAAUGAAACCCGAUCAGGUAUAUGUUUUGCUCAAGACUUUUAAGCUAGGAGCUAAGUUAACAAUUUCCCGCUUCAUUCUCACCAUUUUUUGUUUUACUCUGAUCUACAAUUACGUUUCUGUGGUUGAUGAUUUAGCUAGCUGCAUUACUUUUGACAGGACUCACUCCCCCUACUCAAAAUGA
This is a messenger RNA of Sphenostylis stenocarpa, 968 nucleotides long. NCBI's taxonomy places the organism in Eukaryota, Viridiplantae, Streptophyta, Magnoliopsida, Fabales, Fabaceae. The record is from the annotation of a GenBank genome assembly.